AUGAAGAUCACCAAGCUCUUCAGCGCUUCGGUCGCUGCCUACGCUACCGCGGCCAUUGCGACUGCUCCCAACCUUGCUGCCCGCGACGAAGCUGUUGGCUUGUUGGCUGCUCGAGGCUUCUCUCAUGAAGAAAUCAACGAUCUCAUCAAUCUCUUGCCUCGUCAAGAUGCCGCGGCUACAAUCACCGUCUACCCUACCACUUGCGCCCCAUAUGGUGUUCCUCCGGUUUCUGAACCUGCUCCUCCCCCACCUGCCACUCCGUCUCAGGUCACAUUCACUUCCUCCACUACCAUGACUUCCACCGUCGUUUCCACCACUCCUGCGACUCCUUUCGAGACGCCAUCAACUCCAGUCGUACCCCCACCAACCACCACUACUGUCGAGACUCCAGCUGUUCCAUCCGCUAGCACUCCAGUCGAAACCAGUGUCCCAGUCACACCAGUCCCGACUACUCCAACUCCAGCCACUCACAGCAGCUCUGUUGUCCAGACUACGGCAUCCUCGACUCCCACUCAUACGAGUGUCUCGACUGCAACUUCUACUCACACCACCAUUACAGCCUCCACGUCUUCUGGUAUUCCACCUGCUCCUAGCAAUGGUGCCAACAAUGCCGCUGUUAACCUUGGUGUCCUUGGUGUGUUUGCAGUCCUGGCCUUGGCCUGA
Molecule: messenger RNA, 663 nt
Organism: Cladophialophora yegresii CBS 114405
Lineage: Eukaryota; Fungi; Ascomycota; Eurotiomycetes; Chaetothyriales; Herpotrichiellaceae
Exons: 4
Coding region: 1-663 (220 amino acids)
Source: RefSeq, a predicted model, not a curated record